AGUGGGUGUCCGUAUUUGUGGCACAGCACGGAGUUGAGUGACGGGAUAAUUAACCAUCUUGAAACCCGCCGACACUAAAGCGGCUAUGGCCCUGGGACCUGCGCCACACACUAGUAACGCCGAUCACACCAGUGCCGAUAAGGAGCCGCCUUGCAUUCUAGGCUUCCGCCAAUACUGUGUGUAGCCCCCAAUGUCGCUCACGAUUUGCAUGUGCAAGCGGCGUCCAUGAAGCUUCAAGGCCAUUGAGUUUGAGAUGGGGAAGCAAUCUAAUUGAAGACUCGAACUCGACUUCCUGGGGAACCUUUGUUGGGUAGUCGGACUCGGGCAAACUCAGCUGCGUUGAGAGCUUAGACACACACCAUCCGACGAGACGAAUCUCACAUCAAAACAAUUGAAACGAUGCGCUUCCUCUGCCUUCACGGUCUGGGGACCAACUCCCAGAUUUUUGAGACCCAGACUGCCGCCCUCCGCUACGAGCUAGGCGACUCCCACACGUACGAGUUCGUCGAGGGCACGCUCCCAACGUCCAUGGCGCCCGAGUUCGCCAACGUGGCCUCACCGACCGACGACUUCUUCGCCUACGCCGACUUCGACGACCUCGCCAGCUGCCUGGCCGCGCUGGACCAGCUCGACGCCUACAUCGCGGCCGAGGGCCCCUUCGACGGCCUGCUCGCCUUCUCGCAGGGCGCCACCAUCGCCGCCACCUACCUUGCCCACGCCCACCGGACGGGGAAGGAGCUGCCGUUCAAGUGCGCCGUGUUUUUCAGUGCCGGCGGCGUGUUCGACGUUGACUUGCUGGCUGCGGGGGAGGUGAAGCUGUUGACGCCGGAGGAGGUCGGCGAGGUGAUUACCAUCCCGACCGCACACAUUUGGGGUUUGCAGGAUAAUACCCCCGUGCAAUCGGCUGCGGUUGGGGCUGUAUGUGCGGGUGAGAAGAGGCAGGUGUUUCUGCACGAGGGGGGCCAUGAGAUUCCGGGCGUGCGGAGUCCGGCGGAUGUCAAGGGCAGUGUAAGGGCUAUGCGGAGGGUUAUUUCGAUGGCUGCUUGAGGGAUGCAUUUGUGUAUACUUGAGCUUCAGUCACCCUCUACAAGUUGCAAGUCCGCUUUGCCAGGCUGAGUUGAAUUGUAUGUCAAGUGUUCGUGGCUACUACUACUCUCGUAUAUCUUACAUCCAUGCCGCCAAUUCCACCUGCGGCAAAGUAAAGUUGGCUGCAAAAAAAGGAUAUGGAGCUAAGAUCAGCAUAAUUCCCGUUCUGUAUUAAUCACAU
Molecule: messenger RNA, 1267 nt
Organism: Chaetomium strumarium
Lineage: Eukaryota; Fungi; Ascomycota; Sordariomycetes; Sordariales; Chaetomiaceae
Product: DUF341 domain protein
Exons: 3
Coding region: 400-1047 (215 amino acids)
Biological process (GO): secondary metabolic process
Cellular component (GO): nucleus; cytoplasm
Molecular function (GO): hydrolase activity
Source: RefSeq, a predicted model, not a curated record